GUGACAUACGUCACAUCUGUCAAACAAGAAAAUUGUCAAUAUUCUAAUUGUUAUCAAAUACCUCGAAUUGUUUAAUAACUCCGAAUCAAAACAUGCAAUAAAACAGUGGUCUUAAUUAACAACUGGUUAUUAAUAAAAAAUUAACCAACAAAAUGUCCACUUAUGCGGCCAACAUUGUCACCGAGAACGGCGAACAGUUUAUACCGGCCUCCCAAAGACCGGACGGUACAUGGCGUAAAGCCCGGAGGGUGAAAGAGGGCUACGUGCCCCAGGAAGAAGUGCCCCUCUACGAAUCCAAAGGGAAACAAUUUAUGGCUAAAAAACAGGAGCCUGUGGUCCUGCCGACGGGCCAGGUAGCCCAGAGGCCCAUACCCGGACUCUUUAUUGUGCAAGAGGAAAAAGACAAGAAAGGACAAAAGAAAAAAAUCAAAAACAAAGUGGAAGAAAUAAAUAAGAUCCUUGAAAGUACUAAAAUAUCAGAGGGCGGCACUAAAACCGCGCCUGCGACAGCUCAAGCCAAUCAAGAGGCCACUGAUCCCGCAAAAAAACUGAAAAACCUUAAGAAACGCUUAAGGGAAGUGGAAUCGUUGGAGGAGAAAGUGAAAAGUGGUGCCCUCGCUAAGCCGGAGCCAGAACAGUUGGCAAAAAUCAAGAGAAAAAAUGAUCUCUUAAUGCAAAUAGCCGAACUUGAAAAACAGGUGCAAUAGAAUUGGUAAAUUUAAGACCCACAGCGAUAAUACAACAAGCAUUAAGCAAAUAAGGCUUUUUAGUACAGAUACUGCCAGAUCAAGAGGGGCUGUGAAGUAAAUUAUUCAUUUUUUUAAACGUUGGAUGCCUGUUGUAUUACCUUAAACCAUCAGAAAGACGUCUUUCGCAUUUAGAUUUAUCAUCCGAUGAUUGUUUCAUCUCUUACAUUGUAAAUAAGUUUAAAUAGUGACUUUAUAGUAAAAGAGGUUUUCGGAGACCCCAUCAAUUACACAUACUAUUUUUAGCAACCUUAGUUCGACUUUAUUGUGUAAUAAAAACGUGUAUAAAUAAAG
This is a messenger RNA of Anthonomus grandis grandis, 1040 nucleotides long. It is a transcript of the gene Pym, whose product is annotated as partner of Y14 and mago. The record is from RefSeq and is a predicted model, not a curated record. The coding region runs from base 153 to 707 and encodes 184 amino acids. The transcript is spliced from 3 exons. NCBI's taxonomy places the organism in Eukaryota, Metazoa, Arthropoda, Insecta, Coleoptera, Curculionidae. Gene Ontology annotation, biological process: exon-exon junction complex disassembly. Gene Ontology annotation, molecular function: RNA binding. Gene Ontology annotation, cellular component: exon-exon junction complex; cytoplasm.